Molecule: messenger RNA, 1416 nt
Organism: Aspergillus alliaceus
Lineage: Eukaryota; Fungi; Ascomycota; Eurotiomycetes; Eurotiales; Aspergillaceae
Product: putative solid-state culture specific protein
Exons: 1
Coding region: 1-1416 (471 amino acids)
Molecular function (GO): ATP binding; metal ion binding
Source: RefSeq, a predicted model, not a curated record
AUGGCUCGAGGCUUUCCUCCCGUCGAAUUAGAUCAGACAUUAUACGAUCUUUACUCGCUUGAUGGCGGCGAUCCAAACUCAGUGGCCCAUGUCAUUGCCUUGGCGCCUCCAUUCAAGUGCGCAGCUUCGCUGCCAGUGAACACCAAAUACAUCUACCAGACGCCCAUGGCCCCACCUCUCGAUGCAGAAGUGUAUGCCCGCAUCUGUCUGGGUAAUGGUGCACAGAACCACGGCUUCAUGUCUGGGCCAAUUCCCUUGUACCUUUUCGACAUCGACCCACCGCCCUACGAUAUAGCCAACAAAUCUGUGGAAUCGCCCCCGGCCGCACAGACCGACGCUCAGCGAGUAUACGAUUGCCUGGUACCCUGGCAGCGACCCAAGCUGAACUUCAUCUCCGAUCCGGAUGCUUUUCGGCCAAAACCAAAUGUUCAUAUCUCGCCAUACCCACCGCUAGACUUCCUAGACAAUCAUCCCUGCAUCCUCAGCCAGGAGACACACUACGGGCUACUCUCAAAGCGCAACCUAGCACUAUCCGGGCUACCGACACCGCCUUCCGAUGUUAUUGAAGGCCAGCUAUCUCCAGAGGACGUGCAGGACAAUUUCAAAGUCGAGACAGAGACACAACGCAUCCUGGACGCCGUACGGGCCAAGCCAGCGCCAUUCGUGGUCAAGUUCCCGCAAUCAUUAUCGGGCCAGGGGGUGUUUGUGAUCCGCGACGAGACUGCUAAAAAAGCUCGACUGCCUAUUCUCGAGACAGAAGUAGCGCGCAUGAUCCGCACGCUGACACCGGAUAACGUGCAACUGCAGCCCGUCAGCCUAAUACUGCAAGAGGUGGUACCUGGCGAUAACACCAGGAAUCUGUCGCUGUUCAUCACACGGUCGGGUCGUGCCGUGCUCAUCAGCUGUGCUGAGCAGUUCCUCGAUGCGGAGGGCAUCUACCGUGGUAGUAUUCUAGACUACUGUCAGCAGGGUGAGCUGGAAGCGCAAUUUCGCGACACUAUCGACCAGGUGGCUGUGUAUGUGCACCGAAAUGGGUUCUACGGGCCUAUGGGCGCUGAUGUCAUGACUGAUCCGACUGACGGGCGUCAAUAUGUUGUUGACUUGAAUGUUCGCAUCACCGGUGACUAUAUGAUGGGCCCCCUGCGAGGCCACUUCCUGGAGCGGCGCGGGCUGACUGUGUCCUUCGUAAUUACGCCGUUGGUGGUGCUGGGUAACCGGGACCAAUUCGAGGAGCGAUUCGCAAAGGAGAUGAUGAACGGUCGUCUGAUCAUUAUUGGGUGGGCAAGAGGAAAGGGAGGGCGUUCCGGGCGUCAUGAAUACAGCGUGGCUUCGGUGGCCAUUGGGGGGAGAGAUCGAGAGCAUGCGCUGGAGCUGGUGGGUAGGAUAAAUGAGUUGGCAUUGUCGAAGCCGCAGUGA